Letharia columbiana is the source of this 624-nucleotide messenger RNA. RefSeq lists its product as uncharacterized. The record is from RefSeq and is a predicted model, not a curated record. The transcript is spliced from 2 exons. Lineage: Eukaryota; Fungi; Ascomycota; Lecanoromycetes; Lecanorales; Parmeliaceae. The coding region runs from base 1 to 624 and encodes 207 amino acids.
AUGCCCGACCCACUCAAAGAGUCCCACGUCGACUCCAAGACCGACCCCACCGUCGCCAAUCAAUGGGAUGACAAAACGCCCAAGAAGCAGCAAAUCGAGGACUUCUACAAGACGGUCGACGGCAUGAAGAUUGGCCUCCUGACCACCAUCCGCGACGGCAUCGGUCCCGUCGCUCGCGCCAUGGCCGUAGCCAAGCGCGAAGGACCCGACUUCCUCUUCCUCGCCAACACGCACUCGAACAAAUUCUCCGACCUGGCCGGCGACCCCACCGCCCAGCUCACCUUCCAAAACUCCUCCUCCCAAGACUGGGUCUCCGUCACCGGCACCGUGGUCACGACCGCGAACGACGACCCGCGCAUCAAGGAGCUCUACUCCAAAGGCACGGCGGCCUGGUUCGGCGACCUGGGCGACGGCGUGCACAACGGCACGGCCGAGGACCCGCGCAUGGCCAUCAUUGAGCUCCGGGCCAAGUACAUCAGCUACUGGAAGGCCACGGUGGGCACCUUGGGCUUCGUGAAGGAGGUGGCGCAGGCGAGCUUGACGGGGCAGGUGGCGAACACGGGGAUGCAGAGGCGGUUGCCGGAGGAGGAUAUUGAGGCCAUGAGGAAGGUGCCUUCUUCUUGA